CCCCCAACAAUCAAAGUCCGCCCAAGAAAACAAAACUCGAUACAAAAUGGAGUCGCUCUUGAAACAAGGCAGGUCGCUCUGUCCCUUCCUCAAGCGUUCGUCACCUACCACCCUCCGCAUGCUCUCCACCCGCACCAGCUCCUCCGGUAUCUCCGCCUUGGCUGUUGCUGGAAAGCGUUGUCCCGUGAUCGGAAAGACGAUGCGUCAGGCUGCCCGUACUUAUGUCGCUCCCACCACCACCCGCAAAGCCAAGAUGGCCACCGUCGAGACCGUCCACAUCAACGCCGGCGUCGGUGUGGUCGACCUCUCCAAAGGCGUCGAAGCCUGCCCCCACAUCUCCGCCACCGCCGCAGCGAUGAACAAAUCCGUCUCCAGCGUCCUCAAGAGCAAAACCUCCGUCAUCCAGCCCUCCGAGGACGUCAACACCUCCUACAGCUACGAAUCCUUCUAUCAACACGAACUCGACAAAAAGCAUGCCGAUAAGUCGUACAGGUAUUUCAACAACAUUAAUCGUCUCGCUGCUGAGUUCCCGAAGGCGCAUACUGCGAAGGAGGAUGAGCGGGUUAUGGUCUGGUGCUCGAAUGAUUAUUUGGGGAUGAGUAAGCAUCCGAAGGUUGUUCAUACUAUGAUUGACACGCUUACCCGGUAUGGUGCUGGAGCUGGUGGGACCCGUAAUAUUGCUGGGCAUAACCGCCAUGCGGAGGCCUUGGAGAAGUCUCUUGCGUCCCUGCACAGGAUGGAAUCCGCGCUCGUUUUCUCGUCUUGUUUCGUUGCGAAUGACGCUACCCUCGCUACGCUUGGCUCCAAGCUCCCCGGCUGUGUCAUCUUGUCCGACUCAUCCAACCACGCCUCCAUGAUCCAGGGUAUCCGCCACUCCUUGGCCAAAAAGAUGGUCUUCAAACACAACGACGUCGCGGACCUUCGCGCAAAGUUGGAGUCAAUCCCGAAGAACGUACCCAAAAUCAUCGCAUUCGAGUCUGUUUAUUCCAUGUGCGGCUCCAUCGGCCCCAUCGAGGAAAUCUGUGAUUUGGCGGAAGAGUUCGGAGCAUUGACAUUCCUCGACGAAGUCCACGCCGUCGGCAUGUACGGCCCAACCGGCGGCGGCGUCGCCGAACACCUCGAUUUCGAGGCCCACGUUUCUGGACAGUAUGCCCGUAAACCAAUUACGUCCCGUAUCGACAUCAUCACCGGAACGCUCGGGAAGGCAUACGGUGUCGUGGGCGGCUACAUUGCGGGAAGCGCGAGAUUGGUCGACACGAUCCGUUCCCUCGCGCCCGGGUUCAUUUUCACGACCACCUUACCACCCGCUGUCAUGGCCGGCGCCACAGCGGCGAUCGAACACCAAAAAGCCUACAAUGGGGAUCGUGUGUUACAGCAGCUUCAUACACGCCAGUUGAAGAGUCGCUUGGACGAGGUCGGUAUCCCGGUCGUGCCGGGGCCGAGCCAUAUCAUCCCCGUGCUUGUUGGGUCGGCGGAGAAGGCAAAGGCGGCCUCUGACGAACUUUUACGCGAGCAUGAUAUUUAUGUGCAGUCGAUUAAUUAUCCCACUGUUCCCGUCGGGCAGGAGAGGUUGCGUAUCACGCCUACUCCGGCGCAUGGGGCGCGUGAGCAAGAGGUGCUUGUUGGGGCGUUGGAGAGUGUUUGGGAGAAGUUUGGGUUGAGGCGGGUUAGGGAUUGGGAGGUUGCGGGGGGGAGGGCGGGGGUUGGGGAGGGGGUUGAGGCGAGGCCCAUUUGGACUGAUGAGCAGGUUGGGUUGGCGAAGAAGGAGGUCAAGGUUGAGGUUGAGCAGAAAGUUGAGGAGGCUUUUAGGCCUGUUGAGGUUGCUGCUGCUGCGUAAAGCUGUGCGCAGCGUGGUGGAGGGCCUUUAGGCGUGUGGAGUGAUUUU
Saitoella complicata NRRL Y-17804 is the source of this 1885-nucleotide messenger RNA. Its product is annotated as tetrapyrrole biosynthesis, 5-aminolevulinic acid synthase. The record is from RefSeq and is a predicted model, not a curated record. Gene Ontology annotation, cellular component: mitochondrion. Gene Ontology annotation, biological process: heme biosynthetic process. Bases 47 to 1837 code for a protein of 596 amino acids. Gene Ontology annotation, molecular function: pyridoxal phosphate binding; 5-aminolevulinate synthase activity. The transcript has a single exon. Lineage: Eukaryota; Fungi; Ascomycota; Saitoellomycetes; Saitoellales; Saitoellaceae.